This is a messenger RNA of Sinocyclocheilus anshuiensis, 1654 nucleotides long. RefSeq names its product BRISC complex subunit Abro1-like. Gene Ontology annotation, biological process: attachment of spindle microtubules to kinetochore; mitotic spindle assembly; protein K63-linked deubiquitination. Gene Ontology annotation, molecular function: polyubiquitin modification-dependent protein binding; microtubule binding. The transcript is spliced from 9 exons. The record is from RefSeq and is a predicted model, not a curated record. Lineage: Eukaryota; Metazoa; Chordata; Actinopteri; Cypriniformes; Cyprinidae. Gene Ontology annotation, cellular component: nucleus. The coding region runs from base 35 to 1267 and encodes 410 amino acids.
AAAGGAUUGUGGGCUCGGCGCGUAUGUUUCCAUCAUGGCGGCGUCAAUUUCGGGAUACACUUUUAGUUCUGUGUGUUAUCACAGUGCCAACAGCAAUUCCGACCAUGAGGGCUUCCUGUUGGGAGAAGUGAGACAGGAGGAGACUUUAAGCAUCAGUGACUCACACAUCGGUAGCUCAGAAUUCCUCAAUGUAAUAGAGGUCCAUAAUCAUGAACCUUGUACACAACUGUUUAGCUUUUAUGACUAUGCAGGUAACAUCAAUGAAGAAAAUCUCAACAGAAUCCUCAAGGACAGAAGAAAAAAUGUUAUCGGCUGGUACCGGUUUAGAAGGAACACUCAACAGCAGAUGUCAUUCAGGGAGCAGGUGAUCCAUAAGCAGUUGACCCAUAUACUUGGCAUCCCAGAUCUGGUCUUCCUCCUGUUCAGCUUCAUCUCCACAGCCAAUAGUUCCACACAUGCUUUGGAGUAUGUGCUCUUCAGGCCCAACAGAAACAAGUAUAAUCAGAGGAUAUCUCUAAGCAUCCCAAACCUGGGCAACACCAGUCAACAGGAAUAUAAAGUCUCAUCUGUGCCGAACACCUCCAAGAACUACGCCAGUGUCAUUAAAGAACAUGGGACUGAGUUUUUUGAUAAGGAUGGGGUGAUGAAGGACAUUCGAGCUAUUUUUCAAGUAUACAGUGCCCUUCAAGAAAGAGUGCAGGCGGUGUGUUGUGAAGUGGAUCAAAGUGAACGAGUGAAGGAGAAAAUCCAAGAAGAAGUGAACAAACUCAAAAAGGAAAUCGCUCUCAGGAAACGUAACAGCGCUGAGGAAGAGAGAAGACUCCAAGAGGCGGCUGUUGUCAUGCUUCCCGAUAACUCUGCCCUUCCUGACUCCUCACACUCUUCACUGACUCAAGUCAUGCUCUCAGGUCCCUCGGUGGAGCCCAGUUUAGAGAGACCCGUGAACUCGUCAUCUCCACCAAUCUACAGCACCACACUGCCUCCAGAUUCACCAAGCGCUAUACUGCUGCCGCGGCCCCAAGCCGUAGGUUCGCCUGGACACCCGUCUCCCAGUCUGGGCCUGGGCAACGGAGACGGUUCGAGCUCGGAUUCCCUGAACCGCCAGGCCACCGGCCAGGAAGACCAGGAGGAUGACGAGGACAGUAGCGAGUACGAAAAUUUAGUUAGCGAGCAAUUGCAACCACCUUCCUUAACAGAAACUGUUUUAUUAGGACGACCGGCUACCCUGUGGCCCGACGGAGACGCCCACAGCCCGCCAGGCUCAUAGUAGCCAAACAAACCAACGGGGAUAUUGAUGAACGAACAGAACUAGGUGUGAUCGUGGUGUUCAGAACACAAACAAGCACUUGCCUUUUGUGAGCUAUGACAAUGCUGUCCUGUUGUACACAUUUAACAUCUCUGUGCAGGGGACAUCAUCGUGUUUCGAUGAACUCCGAAGUGGAAUGGAAUGAUAUCCCCAUCCAUGUGGAUCGACAGGCCCCCUUUUCUCCGUUUCAUGCUCUCCUCUCUGGUUUCGUUUGGGUGGAGAGGUGCAUCUUGCUUAUCUCUGCAUCUGCCACUCACUGGAGUCAUUCGGUUCUUGCACCAUUUACCUCUCGCACUGUUUUGCCUUCUUUUGAUCUGCAUUUGAAUAGAAAAGCAAAGGGAAUUAUGU